GAUGAAUUGAGGGUAGAAGGAAAGAAAAAGCAGUCAAAGAGAGGGAAUUUCAAUACAUCUUGUUCGCGAUGGUUUGUGAGCUUGACGGGGGCAGGCAUUUUGUGGCCGCGCUCGAGCGACGAUCACCAACACGCACCGACUGUCCUUCACCCAACCACGGCGAGCCAUCACGCAGCCCCGAGCCCCGAAAUGACGAGUCGCCCAGACCCCAGACGAAACGAAAACGACGCGAUGCGGCUCUUCGCCCCAGGGAUCCGGUAGUGCGUGUCGACCAGGCCCUGCCCGUCCUUUGUGACGGCGGAGACCUCGUUCUCGGCGCCUCAUUGGCGAGCAGGUCGGCCAGCGCUCCUGAGUGGCAGCUGAACAGGAGAUCGCGGAGGAGGGCUUGCUGCGAUUCGAUUGGGCGGCCGCCGUGCUGCACGGCCAAGGGAGACGGUCUGGAAGCCUUCCUAGAACGGAUCGACACCAGCCCGGCGCUCGACGACCGGGACCUCUCGCCUUGCGAAGGCUGGCAGAGCUGGUUCCCAGGCUGGCAAGCCUCCCGGGAUCUGAGAGACCAGCGAUUGGACGCCAUCCGGACCGGGCCUGCCACUUUUGCCAGCCACGGUCGCCUGCAGCCAUGUCUAGGAACGCACCUCAGCCUCUUGCCACUUGAGAGCCAGGGGCCUGCGGCAGCCAGCCAACGGGCGGGUGAGGGAGCGCACUGCGAGGUGUCUGGUGUGACCAGACCCAAGCUCGGCGGCAUGCAGCACCCCAAGAGCACCUCCAAAGAGCCAGUGCUCCAGUUAACGCCAGUCAACGGCCCGACCUCGCUGGCCCCGAUGAAUGAGAGAGCAUCAAACAUCAAGUCUACAUCGACCACCAUCGAUCAUCGACGGCAAUUCUGCAGACACGAGCCACACAACAACACCAACAACAACCACCUGCGCCGCCCGCCUGCCCGGCACAGCCCAUCGGAUGCCAUCCCCGACGCCUGGACUCGCAUGUGA
This is a messenger RNA of Gaeumannomyces tritici R3-111a-1, 989 nucleotides long. RefSeq lists its product as hypothetical. Lineage: Eukaryota; Fungi; Ascomycota; Sordariomycetes; Magnaporthales; Magnaporthaceae. The coding region runs from base 69 to 989 and encodes 306 amino acids. The record is from RefSeq and is a predicted model, not a curated record. The transcript has 4 exons.